UUCCGGAAGACGUGGCUGUUGCUGCAGUGGCAGCUGUCAUCCAAAUUAUUUUAGAAGAAGAGUACUUAAAUGCUACUUUAAUAUAUUCGCUAUCUCUAUUUUAUAUUCUCCCGUUUAUUCGGCGUCAAGAUGAUUUCGCUAACAGACUCCCAAAAGAUUGGAAUGGGAUUAACAGGCUUCGGCGUGUUUUUCCUCUUCUUCGGGAUGAUCCUGUUUUUUGACAAAGCACUCCUGGCUAUUGGAAAUAUCCUGUUUGUUGCUGGACUUGCUUUUGUCAUCGGGUUGGAGAGGACCUUCCGCUUCUUCUUCCAGAAACACAAGAUGAAGGCCACCAGUUUCUUCCUGGGAGGUGUGCUUGUGGUGCUGAUUGGCUGGCCCAUCAUCGGAGUUGUGCUGGAGAUUUAUGGCUUUUUCCUCUUGUUUAGGGGUUUCUUCCCAGUUGUAGUAGGCUUUAUCAGAAGAAUACCUAUCCUGGGCUCCAUCCUAAACCUGCCCUUCAUCAGUGCAUAUGUGGACAAAGUGGGUGAGAGCAACACCAUGGUAUAACAGUGACUUGUUGUACCCAGAGACGGCUAUUUGAGUACUGCAGUUUUUAUAAACCAAUACAUCGGGCAGAUUUAAAGCAACUAUGGUUUUACGUUGAAAUUCAUCCCCCUCCAGCAGGCAAAGACUUUCUGUCUGCAAUUUUACUUGGCAGUGCAACCAAUCAAAGGUUCAUCAGAGCGUUGCACCACCAGUCUGUUACUAAAGGGUGGAGUUACUAAGGUCACUACAAUAAAUAUUUCAAAAGCUAUUGAUCCCUUCACUGUUGAGUGCAUCUCGCAUGAAAAUGGAAGAUGGAAGACUUCCUCAAAACACCAUUAACUCUGUCUCUGGAAUAACAGUCAAAAAAACUGACCCUCCACAAGGAUGAGAAGUGGACCGACAGCUUGCCAUGUUGUCACAUUUCUGUGCCUGUGCUUUGACUUUAUUUGGACAAAAGCUUUUACAUCCAGCAUUUUGUCUCUUUGCAGAUAUUCUGUGAGUGUGGCUAUUGUAAUAUUUUCCCUUUCUUACAUGUAAGUUCUUUUUACAGUUGGCUAAUGAGUUUUGAAAUUAUUUUUUAAAUGAUCAGUGCUUUACUUCCUGUAUAGUGAGGUGCUAUGGCAUCAUACUAGUAUAUUUUGCAAUUGUAUUGUUAUAACUACUACUAUUAAAUUCUGGUCACACCAGAAAGUGACCAUUCAUAAUUGUAACACGUGAAUGGUGAAGUUCAUUCAGGUGGUGCUAGAAGCUUGGUAAUGUAGUGACUACUUAUGAGGCUAGCUAGCAAACUACCAUAGCUGGUGAGCUAACAUGCUAGCCAGUCGGGAACAUGUUAGCGCUAGUGUGUCACAAAAGCUCUCCAAGCUAGCUGGGUAAGGUAGCAAGGUAGCUCAGUCCUUAACAGGAAAAUACUAAAGAAACACUCAUUCAAGAAACACAAUUGUACCAACCUCUCCUGUCUCAUAACUGUCUACACACCAUGGCUCUUUUGUAGAGCAGUUUACACCACAGCAGAGCAGGGUUGUAUGAAACUAAGUUUAUUUUAUUUAUUUUUGAAUAAAUUAAAUGCUGGUGUUACUAGGCUUUUUUUAAAUGGCUUUUUUUUUUAAUAGCUGUUUUCCAAAGCAUAUAAUUGGUAUCCUCCAAUAAUCAGCCAUUGGUUUCACUUAAUUGUAUUACACUACUAACAGAGACUUGAAAUGUGAGUUGGAUUAUUUCAUGGAAAGUACCAACCUUUCUAGUGCAAGAAUACAGUUGCCACCUAAAGCGUUUGAACAUAACAUCAAGGAAACAUUCUCAAAACGUAAUGUCCUUGUGAUGGGUUAUAUGAGCAGCAUGGUUGAAUUCUCUGCAAGUUGAUUUUCAUAGCAUACUGAAAUGAACUGAAACCAGUGGACUGGAAGGUAGGAAACUAAUCUAAAAUGGUAUACUUUGGAAAAUAGUCAGCUAUAUAUAAAGUGUACACUAUUUUCUUUUUGAAGUAUAUCUCUGGUUUAUUUCAACUUGGGUCUUAUUAAAGCCAAAACUACAAAAAUAAGUGCCAAAUUGUAAUAAUUGUUACUUCUCCUAUAAUGGACUUAAACAUGUGAAAUACCACUAUGGUUCUGGUAUCUCACUCGAAGAAUUCAGGUAUAUUAUUUCAGUAGUCUAAAGCAGUCAAAGUUUCUGUGUAAACAAAUGAACUCUUUUCAAACCUGAGAACAUAUGCUCUGAAGCAGCUGCAGCUUGACAUAUUUGUGGAUCUACUUUUAUAUCUAAAUGAGCAUUAUCAGAUCAUACCACUUAGAAUCCCUUUGGGGCUAGUGUCCUAUCCACAUCUCUGUUGAGCUUUAAAUUUAAAAUUAUGUGAAGAUUAUCGAUUUUCUUUCUUUUAUUUUUUGAGAAGAAAUGUUCUUCAGCAUCACAGACAUCAGCCACCUCAACACAGGAGCUGAAUAAAUGAACUCUUCAACUACUUUCUGUUGGGAGUAUCCAGAAAAUGUAUGUUAUUUGUGAAAUGACAAUGUUUUGCUGUAUGGCACUUUUGUAAAUAUACUAUGGAAGUAAGCUUUGUAUCUGCCA
Cottoperca gobio is the source of this 2586-nucleotide messenger RNA. It is a transcript of the gene golt1ba, whose product is annotated as golgi transport 1Ba. NCBI's taxonomy places the organism in Eukaryota, Metazoa, Chordata, Actinopteri, Perciformes, Bovichtidae. The record is from RefSeq and is a predicted model, not a curated record. Gene Ontology annotation, biological process: retrograde transport, endosome to Golgi; endoplasmic reticulum to Golgi vesicle-mediated transport. Gene Ontology annotation, cellular component: membrane; endoplasmic reticulum.